AUGCCGAGGAGGAGAGCCAAUCUCCCAGAGAGAAAAAAGCUGCAGACGAAAAACGUCCUGCCAAAUCCAAAAACGAGGAGGAGCCUCGAGGCAGGCGACAGAGGUCGCGAACUAGGUCUCGAAGGCGAUCGCGUUCGCGCGAUCGGCGAGACGAUCGACGUCGAGGCGGAGCACGCCACGACGACCGGAGACGAGGCAGAUAUGCCCGCAGAGACGAUGCGCGGCGAGAUGACCGUGAUCGUCGCGACGACCGAGAUCGCCGGGAUGACCGGGAUCGUCGCGACGACCGCCGCCGUGACGACCGUGGUCGUAGAGAAGGCCGGCGAGGAGAUCGCAGGGAUGACAGGAAAGAGAGAAUCAGAUGACGACGAUGAAGAUGAUGAAGAGGAAGAGGAGGAACAGGAAGAGGAGGAGGAUGACAAGAAGGAGGACGAUGAGGACGAGGACGAGAAGGAGGACGAGGAAGAGGAGGAGGACACCAAGAAGACUCCGCCCAGUAAGGCGCCUGUUCCGCCUAACGGGAAGUCUGAGAAGGAGAUCGCCGAGAAGCUCAGAAGAGACAGGCGCGCCAAAAGGCAGCUGCUAAAGGCUGAAAUCAAAGCUUUAAGUCUGCAGGCAGGGACGUCGUUUAGCAGGAUGCCCUGGGUCGUGGUUGUCGAGGUUGUUUUGGUGCAGAAGUCUUCUGAGCUCCCUGCUCGCCUGGAGCAGGAGGAGGAAGAUCGUCAACGACGACUGACCGAACUCCAAGCAGAGUGCGAGGAACUGCAAAGCGAAGAAGCAGCCUCUCAAGCCAAGUGGAAUGACCAAGAAGAGACGCGCCGUCAGGAGGCGGAAAACAGAGAGAAGAGUAAGGAAGAGCUCAAGUCCGAGCUCGAAGAGACACGGAAAGCCAUGGCCAAGGAGCAAAAGCGUCACAAGGAGAAAAUGUCGGAGCUUCGCCGAAUCGAGGCGGACAGACAAGGAAAGUUGGACAGCGUCCAGAAAGACAUUGACGAGUUUGAUCGUCAGUUUGGCGAAGAGCAGGAGUCGUUGACCAGCCGCCGUGCUGGCCUCCGACAAAAGAGCCAGGAGCUUCACUCGCAGGUGGAAGCUCUGCAGGAGGAGAGCAGAUCAGCCAAGGCCGUGCUGGAAGAGGAGCAGAGGAAGCAAGAGGAGGAAGUGGCCGAGCUGGAGCGCAAGAUUGAAGAAUGCGCUACACAGAGCCGCACCUUCACAGAAGACCUCGAGAAGCUUGGGGCAAGGAGAACCCUUGAGGAGCCGGAUGGCGAGGCCAUCGAGGCCCAGCUCGAGGAAAUGAGCGACGAGGAGAAGGAGCAGGUGAGCCAAAAGGCAUCUUUGAAGGUCCUGAGAGCUGUCAAAGGCAUGAAAAGCUGCGAUGCUGAAACCAUCAUAGAGGCUUUGCAGUCCUUGGAGACGGCUCUUAGCGAGCACUUCCCGCUCACAGGCGAGCUCGAGGCAGAGCUCCAGGACGAGGCCGGAGCAGCCUUGGAGGCCAAGGCCAAAGAGCACGGCCUCCGCCCCCUGUCGCAGUGCUCCAAGGGAGGAGAAGGUGCGGAGGUCGACGCGGAAGAGGAUGCUGCCAUGGAGGAGAAGCCGGAAGAAGAGGAGGAGGAUGAUAAGGAUGAGAAGGACGAGAAGGAUGAGACUGAUGAGAAGGACGAGAAGGAUGAACGCGAUGAGAGGGAAGAGAAGAACGAGGAUGCCGAUGCAUCAAUGGAGAAGGACAAGGAGGAGGAAGACGAGGAUGAGGAGGAGCCUGAAAAAGACUCACCGAAGCCACCACCUUCACCUCCGGAGGAGGAGCAGCGGCAGCCAAGCCCGGAGCCGCCGUCCCCACCCAAGGAGCGCCGGGAGAACCGCGAACAGAAGGCUCCGCGCGCAAAGACUGUCGACCGGCCGCUUGUUGGCUUCGUGCUAGGAGCGCAGAAAGACGAGGAUCGGAAGGAUAAGUCCGAAACCAGACAAGAGGAAAGAAGAGUCGAGGUGGUUCCCGAGCCGGUGUCUGCGCCGGCGCCGCCACCUGAGCCUGCGUCUGCGCCGAUGCCGGCGGCGGCGCCUGCACCGAUGAUGGCGGCACCAAUGCGACCGGCAACGGUUUUCAACUGGACGCACCGCAACCAUGCCGACAAGAUUGCCGAGCAGGAUCGAAAGGCUCGAGAGGAGAAAGAGGCUGCUCUGAAAAGAGAGCGCGAAGAGGCCUUGAAAAAGGCAGAAAAUCAGAUGACUGAUCUAGAGAGGAAGCAGCAAGAACAAGUAGCUCGCUUUCGAGUUUCGAAGGCGAUUGAGACCGUCCGAAAUACCCUGAUGGGAAAAGACCAGGCAGCUGAAGAAAUGCGGCAGAUCAUGUCGGAGUGGCUUCCGAAGGUCGCCCCAGAGGCGCAGCAGGAGUUCCUGGAACAGGCCACUGCGGCCCUUGUUUUCAAGCCUCCGCCUCAGCAACAGCAGCCGCAACCGCAGCCGCAGCCGCAGCCGCAGCCGCAGCCACAGCCGCCAGCGGAGCCCGCUGGCUGCGGUGCUGGCGGCCCUUGCGGUGGUUGUCCUGGCUUAGAAGGCAUUCCCAAAAUGAUGGGUGUGCCAGUGCCUGUGCCCGGAUUGGCAGAAGGCCAUCCAAAGAUGCAGGCCAUUCCGACCAAAGAGGAGAUGCAAAACAAGACCUUCACAAAGGCUGCAGGUCCACCCAAACCACUCAGCGCCAUGCCUCCGCCAAGUGGCAUGAUGAUGGGUGACAUGAAAGGAGACAUGAAAGGAGCAAAGGUGGCUGCGGAUGUGGAGGAGGUUUCCCUGGUGGCUGCGGGCCCUGCGGAAGCAAGGGCGGCAAGGGAGGGGGUUGUUGCUUUGGCGAGCUCAGCGGCUGCGGUCCUCCGAGCGGUCCUCCUGGCGGCCCCCCUCCAAAUGGUCCCGGGUAUGGUGGCGAGUCUGGAGGAUAUGGCGGUGGUGGAGGCUGCUGCGGGGGCUGUGGCCCCGGUCCAUGCGGUGGGAAAGGAGGUUGUGGCCUUUGUGGAGGCACGGCAGAUUGGUAAAGGACCCAUGAUGGGUGGCAAGAUGCCAAUGAUGGGUGGAAAAUCGUAUGGCAAAGGCGGCAGGGCAUUGUUUGGUGGGAUGUGCCGUUGGAGUGUGCUUGAUUCUCGAGGCUAG
Symbiodinium necroappetens is the source of this 3135-nucleotide messenger RNA. Lineage: Eukaryota; Dinophyceae; Suessiales; Symbiodiniaceae. The record is from the annotation of a GenBank genome assembly.